GACGCAGCAUCACAAUAUAAGUGUUAGAAGACCGCUCUCUUUAUUAAUCUGUCUGUAAAGUCAACUGUCGUGUUCAGAGAAAUAGUGAAAUAACUAUCCAAAUAUGAAAGUGACUGAUCAGAUUUUCUGUGGGUUAGAAGGUGGGGCCUCUUUUUCGAAGCUGGUGCUGGUGAAAGGGAACGGAGAAGUCCUGUGUUGGGUGGACGGUCCCUGUACGAAUCAUUUGCUCGUUGGUAAAGAUGAAUGUCAGAACAGAAUUUCUACAAUGAUUGAAAAAGCUAAAAAAGAAGCUGGGAUCGACCCUAAAAUACCCUUAGGAGGAUUGGGUUUAAGUAUGAGUGGGUGCGAGCGGGAAGAAGAGAACCGUAAAUUUGAGGAUGAAUUUCUUAUAAGAUUUCCAAACUUGACAAGAUCUGUUUCAGUUUCGAGUGACACAGUCGGGUCUGUACUUACAGCAAGCCCAAAAGGUGGCAUGGUGCUUAUUGCAGGUACAGGUUCCAAUGCCUUGGUUAUCAACCCAGAUGGUACCACAGCACGAUGUGGAGGAUGGGGACAUCUGAUUGGAGAUGAAGCUUCAGCUUUCUGGAUAUCUCGUAAAGCCAUAAAAAUCAUCUUUGAUGCAGAAGACAAUUUCGAUGUAGCUCCUCACGAUAUAACCCGUGCAAAGGAAACUGUUCUAAAACACUUCAAGGUUCAAGAUAAAUCCGAGCUUCUGAGCCACUGCUAUGUUAACUUUUCAAAGUCUUUCUUCGCUGGUGUGUGUGUUAAAUUAGCACAAGUGGCCGAGGAAGGCGAUCCCCUGUGUCGCUUCCUGUUUUAUGAAGCCGGAAAUGCUUUAGCCAAGCACGUUAUGGCUCUUAUACCGAAAAUUCACCACAACCUAUUAGAAAGUGAAGGGGGCCUUCCGAUUGUUUGUGUUGGUUCUGUUUUCAAAAGUUGGGAGUUACUUAAAGAUGGUUUCCACGGAGCUUUGGACUCUAAACUUCACGAAUUUUCUCUUCUCCGUUUGAAAACCUCAUCAGCAAUUGGAGCUGCUUUCAUGGGAGCCAAAGCUGUUGGUGUGAAACUUCCACUGAAUUUUAGUGAAAAUUUUUAUAAACUUCAUCAUUUCAAAUGUUGAAACAUUUUAAAUUGGAUGUUGUACAUAGUGAAAAAUUGUAUGCUGUUUUUAACUUUGAUUUUCUUACAAGGAAUGAAGAGAAGUAAAUAGAAUUCUUAGAUAGAUCACAUCCAGUAUGCUUAUAAAGGUACAAAUCGGGUAAAUUGAUUAGCUGAAAAUAAUUGGUGGUAACUCCCACACCACAUAUGUUUUUAAUGAAAUCUGAAAGAUGAUUACCAUAGUAUCAACAAUUGACCAUAAUUUCACAAGAAUCCUUUUGUUGCUUAAAAUAAGCAAAUAUUUCUUUCUAAUUUCCAUAUUCAUUCCUUUAAACUUGGGCAUAACUUUGUUAUUUGUAUUAAAUAUAUAUAACCAGGAUUUAAUAAAUAUAUUCCAUUUUUUUCUUUUGUGUUGUGAUGUUGGAACAGUUUGUAUUGCCAUGUCUGACUGUAUGUAUCUUCUGAAAUUAAGAAAUCUAUAAAAAGAUAUUGUAGACAAAAUGUGGUGAGAAAAAUGAUGGAAAUGAAGUUUUACUUUUAACAGACCGUUUUAUUAAACAGUUUUCCAAAUGCAUAUAUGCAAGGUAAUUUGAUGCUUAUGUUGAUGUAUUUAUCAGACGUUUACUUGAUUAGGAGAAUAUUAGGCUAUUGGUUCCUAUUGGUGGAAUGCAAGCUAUAAGAAUAUGUAAAUAUCAAUUUUUCCAGUGGCUUGAAUGUCUGGGCAUCUGGUCUUGUGAUCUGGAUUUGUUUUAUGGAUAAUUGGAGGUUUUCCAUGGUCUUGAUCAGAUUUGUAGUAUAAUACUUAGUUUAGUUGUAAACGCAGCCAAUAACUGCUUGUAAUACACACGCUACAGUAGUUAAACUUCCUACGUAGGAAUUUCUUAAGUUUCUUAUACUAAAACAUGUAUUAUUCUACAAACAUGUUAUUUCUUUCUAUUUUAAGUUAUUUUUUCAAUGGCAUACUGUUUCUCGAAUUGGAAGAAAAAGGGUCAUAUCUGUUUUUAUGAUUGAAUGUUUCAAAAUGUAUAGAAACUUGGUGUAUUUUUAUAGAUUUUGAAUAUCUUAAAUCUGUUUUAUAACAACUUCAAGAACACCUUUAAACAUUGAAACUCUUGAAUGAAGUUUGAACAUUGUUAUUUGACUGUAAAUAAGUGUGUAAUGUAAGGUGUUGGUAUGAAUUAACUACCACAAAGAAUACAAUAAGUAUUUCUAUACCUAAAGUUGAAUGUCAAAUGUGAGUGAGGAUAAUGUAUCGGUAGAGAUCUUUAUUUUUUUGAAUAAACGUGAUAUUUGGGGUUAAUCUUGUAUAAACACUUGGUUAAAAUGUAUUAUUCUUGAGCUGAGUUUACACAGUAAAUUGAUGAUGUCACUUU
Messenger RNA from Limulus polyphemus (Atlantic horseshoe crab), 2471 nucleotides. Its product is annotated as N-acetyl-D-glucosamine kinase-like. Gene Ontology annotation, molecular function: N-acetylglucosamine kinase activity. The record is from RefSeq and is a predicted model, not a curated record. The coding region runs from base 104 to 1120 and encodes 338 amino acids. The transcript has 10 exons. Lineage: Eukaryota; Metazoa; Arthropoda; Merostomata; Xiphosura; Limulidae.